AUGGAUGAGGAGGGGGUGUCCAACAACGAAAGUUCCAAUGACAUUCUAGAUGAAGAAAAUCUGGAGGGGGAAAGAGACUUUUCGCAUAUAUCGUUUGGCCUCCACGGAGAUAGCGUUGAUCGUGAUGAUGGUGGUGACGAUGCCGGUCUCGAUGUAGAAGCAGCGGAUGGUCCGAGUCAGGAGAAGGAUGCCGGGGAAGGUGGAAACGGAGAGGAGGAAGAAGAGGAAGAGGAAGCCGUAGAAGAAGAAACAGAAGAAGAAGAGGAAGAGGAGGAGGAAGAAGAAGACGAUGAUGAGGAUGAUGAUGACGAUGAUGAUGAUGACGAUGAUUAUGACGAUGAUGAGUAUGACGAGGACGACUUUAAUGAGGCCACGGUGUCUUGGAUCGAGUGGUUCUGCCAGCUGAAACAGAAUAUCUUCCUCGUGGAAGUGGACGAAGAUUUUAUAAGAGACGAGUUCAACCUGAUAGGGCUCCAAACGAAGGUACCCCAUUUUAAAAAGUUGCUAAAAAUAAUUCUGGACGAAGACGACGAUGAGGAUGACGAUGAUGAUGAUGACGACGAUUACGAUGAGGAGGAGGAUGAAAUAAAUAGAGGUUCUGAUGAACUCUACAAAAAUAAGGACAUAUAUGAGCAAAAUGCUGCAUGCCUCUACGGAUUAAUACACAGUCGCUUCAUUUUAACAUCUAAAGGAUUGGCACUCAUGAGGGAAAAAUAUAAAUCUAGCAUCUAUGGUACUUGUCCAAGUAUAUAUUGCGAUAAUGCCAAGUUGUUACCUACAGCCAUUUCUGAAGUACCUAAAUUUUUAAGCCCUCUUUUGUACUGUCCUCGUUGUUGCGAAACAUUUUAUCCUCAUAAAAAUUCUUUGCUUAAUCAGUUGGAUGGAGCCUAUUUCGGCACCAGCUUUGCUUCCUUUUUUGCGCUCUCCUUUAACAUUCAAUCAGACAAGAAGAGGAUUUAUUACACACCUCAGAUUUGCGGCUUCACCAUUAAUAGGGACAUACGGGAGACGCUCUACUUAGACAUGAACAAGGACAACAGCGAAUCGUCGGAGGAGUAUUCGUAG
This is a messenger RNA of Plasmodium coatneyi, 1065 nucleotides long. RefSeq names its product Casein kinase II subunit beta. The coding region runs from base 1 to 1065 and encodes 354 amino acids. Lineage: Eukaryota; Apicomplexa; Aconoidasida; Haemosporida; Plasmodiidae. Gene Ontology annotation, cellular component: cytoplasm; protein kinase CK2 complex. The record is from RefSeq and is a predicted model, not a curated record. The transcript is spliced from 2 exons. Gene Ontology annotation, molecular function: protein kinase regulator activity.